Messenger RNA from Lasiodiplodia theobromae, 1185 nucleotides. Its product is annotated as Zinc finger c2h2 lyar-type protein. Bases 1 to 1185 code for a protein of 394 amino acids. NCBI's taxonomy places the organism in Eukaryota, Fungi, Ascomycota, Dothideomycetes, Botryosphaeriales, Botryosphaeriaceae. The transcript has a single exon. The record is from RefSeq and is a predicted model, not a curated record.
AUGCUGACUCUUUACGCCCGACAGAGCUGUAUCAGUGAGGCACAGAAAUACCAGGGAAAGCUGUACAAGGAGAAGAAGCCGAAGGGCCAGCAACAGUCGAACAACUCUCAGGCUCUGGUACCACACAAAUCCAAUGAGGAAUCCGCUCUCGAUGCAGACUCAAACGCCGUUGCCAUUGUCGAUGCGCCGCCGAAGGCUCCGAGCCCGCCUCCCGCGGUCAACGUGUUCGACUUCCUUGUGAGCGACGCAACCCCGAACGCUUCGAAGGUAUCACUACCGCCUAUGGGUGACUCCCUAAUGAUCGAGGACGGCCAGGAAUAUACCAGAAACAUGCCAGGAGCGUUCGAUAGCGCUGACAUUCAUGGUGGCCAGGAAAACGGCUACUCGUACGGUUCGGAACCUGCUGAGAACCCCUAUACCCCCGCUCCCAAGCACGAACGCAGCAAAGAGAAGGACCAGAAUACGGGGAAGAAGUCAGACAAGAAGCGCAAAAGACAGACGGUGGAUGAGUUGGACAUGUCCGCUGUGAAGGCUCAACAGGAGCAGGAUGCUACUAUGACAGAUGCGCCGCCAAUGCUGCACACCGGGCUCACUGGAGGCCUCAAUAAGAUGCUCAGUCACACCGAAUACCCGCCUAGCCCGGAUUAUUCGGGUGAUGCUGGAGACAACUCGCCUGCAAGCCCGAUAAAGAGGAAGAAGCACUCCAAGGCCGAGAAGGAGAGGGGAAGGGAACGCGAGUCCAGCUCCCGCAAGGUCUCCGACUCGACUGAACGCAGCCGCAAAUCGAAGCGUGAAAAGGACUCGGAAAAGGAACGCAGACGGCCUCGAGAGAUUGUCAGGGUCAGGCGCCGUCGGGCUUCCUCAUCUUCCCCUGAGCGAGAGCAUCGCAAGAGUAAGCCGUUGAAAGCCAUCGAGUAUCAUCCCGAGGGAAAGGCGGACGGGGAUGCAAGUGCUCUUGUUCUGCACAACCAACCACGUGCUGAGCUUUUGCUCUCGUACGUCAACAAGGGACCGGAAUCGGAACGCGGGCUCAGCCUUAAUAAGGCGCUCAAGAGGUACCAUCGCGACAGGAUCGAGAGAUGGGGCCACGGUGUGAGCAAGCAAGAGGAGGAGAAGGAGCUGUGGAAGUCGAUCAGGUUGAAGAGGAAUGACAGGGGUGAGAUUGUGUUGUUCACGGAGCCUUGA